GAGACCAGAUAUGCACGCGAUUUGGCGGCGCGAGGUUGCUGGUCGCCAUUUCUAAGUGAACGGGGGUGGAAAUUUGGAGGGUUUUGUGAACGUGAUACGUGUUGUCAUUUUUGAGGGAAAUUAAAUGAAAACAAAUAUGCCCUUUGUGUAUCUAGUGAUGAGGUGUUAUUUAUUAUAUUUUUAAAGUGAACAAACCUGCUUUUAUAUUGAAUAGCGGAUAUUCCUACCUGUCUUCACUAAGCAGCAUGCACACCCCUGACGGCACCCUCGAAAAGGGACAGGCGCCCCCGUAUACUACAACACCAAUCAACCUACAGCAGAGCUAUUGUGACCAGAUGCAGGUGUCGCAUUUAUUCUCUCUUCCGAAUAUGGACGAGAAGGGCAAUUUCAGUACAAGCAUGCUAUGCAUCCAAGAUGAAAUGGGUCAACUGAGCAUACAUCAACCAGGCGAACGGCCUAAAGUAUCAAUAAGCGUGCCAGAGGCAUUAUGCAACGACAGCUCGCCGGACACACCCCAACCGGCAUUCGCUCUAAAACAGGGAUGGAUGGAAGGCAUCUUCGGAUGUCUUAGACCGGUAUGGUCGAUAAUUGGAAAAGCGAACUCCCACGAGAUCAAAGGGAAUCAAGACGAUUGGGAAAUCCCAUUCGAGUCCAUAACGGAUUUGCAAUGGUUGGGUUGUGGAGGGCAAGGGAUCGUUUUCUCAGGAAAACUAAACAACGAAGCUGUGGCCGUUAAAAAGGUAUCGGACGUAAAAGAAACCGAUAUCAAAAAUUUGCGUAAAUUGAAUCAUCCGAAUAUAAUUAAGUUCAAAGGCGUUUGUACGCAAUCUCCAUGUUAUUGUGUUGUAAUGGAAUUUUGCCCGUACGGACCCCUGUAUGACCUAUUAAAAAAUCAGCAAAAAAUGGUUACACCUGCACGGGUCGUCACAUGGGCGAAGCAAAUUGCGAAUGGAAUGCAAUAUCUCCACGCACACAAAAUUAUACACAGAGAUUUAAAAAGUCCAAAUGUACUAAUUGGGGAUGGUGAACUGAUUAAGAUAAGCGAUUUUGGUACGUCGAGAACUUGGAAUGAGGUGAGCACGAAAAUGAGUUUCGCCGGUACCGUCGCUUGGAUGGCGCCGGAGGCCAUCCAGGAACAGGCCUGUUCCGAAAAGAUUGAUAUCUGGUCAUUUGGGGUUGUUCUGUGGGAGCUACUGACAUGCGAAACACCUUACAAAGACAUGGAGCAGAGCUCGAUCAUGUACAUGGUUGGCACGGGUAAAUUGCGACCCCCAGUACCGACCACGUGCCCGGAGGGAAUCAAGCUGAUAAUGCAGAUGUGUUGGAAGUUCAACCCGAAAGAUCGCCCUUCGUUCAAACUAAUUUGCAAUCAUCUAGAAAUUGCCUCAGUUGAGAUGUUGAGUAGUUACAAAGACGAGCAGUUUUUCAAAACCCAAGAGAGCUGGAAGGAGGAAAUUAAGACCCAGAUCACCUACUUCAAACUGCAGCAGGAGAAGCGAAGACACGAAUUUCAAGUCAAGGAAGAACAGCUGAUAAAAAAGAGAGAGACUGAAUUGAAGCACGUAAGAGACGUUAGGGAGCUUUACGAUCGGAAAUUAGAAAGAGUAAAUCAAUUAUACUUAGAGUUACACGCGGUGUUGUUGCAAGUUGAGCAUCAAAAGCAAGAAACGCGAAAGCGGGAGAUGAUGCAAAGUAAAAAGAGGCUCAUACAACCGUUUAUGAAGUUUCAAAAGCGACGGUGUGGUCACAACAGUAGCACCACACCCACCAGUCCGGAGUGUAGUCUCACCAGUCCGGAUAGUCCACAAAUUAUACCUCCAAAGCCUCCAGUUUAUUCAAAUUCGAACACGACAAAUCGAUCUGAGUCCUUACCCGUUGUACAUUCCGCAUCGUCAUCGUUAAAAUCACGCAAACGCCAUCAUCGAACAAACUCGGGAUCUCCACGCGCCACCGUAUCAUCGCGCAUGUCCAGCGGUUGGUCGUCAGUUUUGGUCGACUCCGAAACGCAAACCGACUGCAUGGAAAUGAGCGAGACGGACCUAAGUCCGAGCUGCUACAGCCUAGCCAGUACGAUUCAGUCAAGUACAAACCGUCCAAAUCAACCGCAACGUGUCAUACUCCAUGAAGUACAAAAAUCGCCAGAAAACGGCAACACCGUACAAAUACACUACAUGGCCCAACACACACAACCAGAGUUGGAAUUUUGUUAAACGCUCAUGGCUAAGCGCGGAGAUGAGAUGGAUAGAGGGGCUGUGUUAAGAUCACUCCUAUCAUUUUGACAUCCAUUCUCAUGUGUAAAAAGUUUACAUUAAAUAAAAGAAGGGAUAAAGGGAAAUUUAUAAGGGCAUGCGCAAACCCGGUUUUUGGGGGUAACACCACCUUACGUGUAUAAAGUAGGCAGAGAGAAAGAAACUGUCUGACACGGAACAUUAAAACUGAGUUCAAAACUCAGUGUAUGCAUUGAGUUUGUUGAUUGUUGUUGCAGUAGGUAUAUCAUUGACAUUGAGUAAUGAGAGUUUGCUACUUAUUGUUGUUUAUAAUUCAUAGCGGGUCAAGGAGUGGAGAUACCACUGUCUAUACCAUAAACCAUAAUAUAUGUACUAUAUAUAAGUGCGCGGUACAGACAACGCGAAGAAAAGCGCGUGUGGGAGCAAAAAUGCGCUGUACUGGAGUGAAACGGAUUUUCCCUAGGGAAAUAUCAUUUCGGGACGGUGCGCGGACAGCGGAGAUAUUAAACGUGAUGCGGUACUACUCUCCGCACGCACCUCUGGUAUCUAAAGAGCCCCCCCCCCCCAUUACACCCCGCAUCGAUGUUUCGGACGCCAUAACGGAGGGGUGAUGGGGGACGUGGAGGGAACGCGAAGGCGCGAGUGACGUUUCGAGGGCAUCUUGAUCAUUGAGGAGAUAUUUUUAACUUUUUUAAGGUCAAGGGCAUCAGGGUACCCGCCCGUGGGGUUCUUGUACACUAGCCAAAACGAGGCAAAAGGAAAUAUAGUAAACCGGAUAGGCGAGACUUGCUCUUUAGUAAAUUUCAAAAAAAGAGAAUACUUACCGAAAGGGCGAACAAAGUAAACUAAGAGAUUCUUGCUCUGGUCUUGAGCUAAAGAAAUAAAAUAAUUGGAACGGUAGAACUGAAAUAAUAAUUGUGGUCACAUUCGAGGGUGAUUUAAUAAAUCAUCGAUAUCAACGUUUAAAAUUUAGCAAAAAGGGAUCAACUCGUAGUCUGGAAAUUAUCAAUAUCAAAACAGGUUUCCGCAGAAAACAGCGGAGCUGAUUGUUAAAUGGCAAUUCAAAUACAUCCAGUAAUUACGCGAUUGUAUCGAAAAACAAUGUAUACUCAAACGUUUGAUCAAGGAGUCGUCGAAAAUAAAAAUAUUACCUUUGAACUCUGGUCGUCACGGCCGUCUGAAUUCAGACGAGCGCUUUCCUGCCUUUUCUGUAACACAUAACAACACAAACAAACAAAUACAAGAGAGAUAUAUAGUGAAUAGUGAAUACUCAAGAAAUUAUAUCACACUCUUUUCCACUCCAAAAUGGAGUAUGGACUGGUCUGUUGGGGUGCAGCGUCAUACGAAUAGUUGCUUUCGCUAACGUGACAACGCGAUCAUUUCCCCUAUUUCAAAAAUUCAACAUUCUACCAAUAAAAAACCUGUUUGUCUUCAAGGUACUGAAAGAAUUUUAUAAAAGGUCGGAGAGUUUUAUAUUCAAAAAACGUGAUAUAGGCACUAGAGGCAACUGUAAAAAUAAGCUCUUACUACCUAAAGCUAACUACCACCUUUCAGAAAGCAUUUAUGUACCUCGGUUCCAAAUUACAUAACUUCAUAUUAGACCAAAUUCCCAUUAACUUAACAUCUAAGCAAAGGCAAAAAGAGAUAAAAUUGUGGCUGUUAAAAGAUAAAGAAAAUAUACACAAAGCUCUAUCAAUAAUUCGAUAGCACUUAAUGUAAUUCCUAACUCACCAUUCAUUGCGGCUAUGUGUUUUAAUUAGAAAUUUGUAUGUAGGUAAACUAGAAAGUUAGCUUUAUUUUGAAUUAUUUAACUUGUUUUAUUUUUAAUUAAGAUGGGGCGCUUAUAAUUAGAAUAAGUGUGCCUUCUCCAAAAAUUGUAAUUUAAAAAUAACAUAACUUUGUACAUUAAUGGGAGAAAAUAAAGAUUAUGAUUAUGAAUAGCGUGGAACAUAAAUAUGGCGGUAGAAUGUCUAACGUUUGACACUAACCAGGUAACUCGUAUACUAAAACUGUAAUUAACACUCCUACGUUAACUAAUCAAAAACAACAUUUUUAUCGACGACGAAUCGUCUGUACAUAUCGGCGAUGACAAAACAAUCGUGACUUUAAAUAACUCAAUACGCUAAUUAUCGUUAACAGACUAAUAUAAAGGAUAUGAAAUGUAGUUAAGCUAGUACGAAUGAAUCUUCGGAACAACAAAAACCAUGUAGACAAAAGUUAAGUGUCGGAAGGUGUUCUUCUUAACGGCAAAAGUAAUGUACGUAGAAUCAGAAAUAUCAAAGCAAUUCAUAAGAGCAAUAAUGUUCAAAGGGCUUCGUUAAUACAUGCAAACUUCAAGAACAAUAAUUCAGGUGUAUCAACUUCAAUGUAAGUAGGUCAACAUGUUUGGAAUUUGGAAUUUUCCAAUAGAACUUCCUUUAUGAAUAAUGGAAAAUCCAAAAUUCAUGCGGUUUC
Photinus pyralis (common eastern firefly) is the source of this 4682-nucleotide messenger RNA. Its product is annotated as mitogen-activated protein kinase kinase kinase 12-like. The transcript has 8 exons. Lineage: Eukaryota; Metazoa; Arthropoda; Insecta; Coleoptera; Lampyridae. Gene Ontology annotation, biological process: protein autophosphorylation. Bases 246 to 2210 code for a protein of 654 amino acids. Gene Ontology annotation, molecular function: JUN kinase kinase kinase activity; ATP binding. The record is from RefSeq and is a predicted model, not a curated record.